AUGAAUAGCAAUUUAGCUAACCAAGGCAACAAUAGGACCUAUUUAAAUGAUCAAGCAAAUAUUCCAGAGUACUCUAAUGAUUUCUGUAGUGAAAUAGAUUUAGAAGAUUUUCAAGAUAUAGAGUUUUCAUCCGAGGAAAUUGUUUGCUAUGAGACUUGGUAUUUAAUGAUUCAAAGAUUUAGCGAGCUUGAAGAAAAAACACAUACAUCCUUAAGGGAUUCUGCAAUUUGUGAGAUACCUCCUGUAGGUAUGAUGACUGCAAGAUUCUUCCGUACAUCUGGUUUAUCUAGGGAAAUUCUUCGCCAAAUUUGGAGUAUCGUUGAUAUUCAUAAUCAUGGUAUUUUGAACUUUAAUGAGUUUGGAGUUGCUUGUAGGCUUAUUGCACUUUACCAAUACGAACAAAAGUAUCCAAAUUCUUCAAUUUAUAAUAAAAUUCCCUUAAAAUUACCAUUUUUUGAUAUUUCCUCACUAUGGAACUUAAAAAACUUGGAAUCUAGGCUAGAAAGUACUUAUAAUGAUUUACAAAAUAAUGGGAAUACCACAACAUACAAACCUAAUCCUUUGUUAUUAACAAAGAUUCAGAUUGAGAAUUACAUUAGAAUAUUUAGAAAUUUAGAUAAAAACUCAGAUGGACUCAUUGAGCGUGACGAUGUUUUUAAUUUUUUAGUAAAAUCUCAAAUUCCUCGUCCAGAUUUAUUGAAGAUUUGGGAUCUUGCAGACACUGAUGCAGAUGGAAAACUUAGCAUGCUGGAAUUUCUCAUUGCAAUGGCUUAUAUUGAACUAAAACUCCAAAAAAAUGAAGUUGUAUAUAAGCCACUGUCUGCAAAGGUUUUGCUUCAUAUAUCUAAUGAGAUGAUCAAAAUUCAAAAUAUACUGGAAAACCGAAAUAUAGAGGAAACAGCUAAUAAAAUGAAAUUUAAUAAUACCGCAAGGAGUGGCAAUAAAGAUGUUAAUAAUAAUUAUUAUAUACAUUCUAACGAGGAAAAGGAGACGAAUAAAUCAGUUGAGAUAUAUACUUACUGCAGUACCUCAUCUCCAAAAGAUUCAACUUCAGGUAAUCCUAUAUUUGCUUCAAAAGCUCCAAAUAUGUGCAGUGAAUUUCAGCUUGAUGAAAUGAAGAAAGAAAUUCAAGAUUUAAAAGAUAUUAUUAGUAAUCACUCAAAGCAACAUGAAACAUACAGUAACCAGAUACAAGAAACUAACAUGAGGCUAACUAACCUUAGAAAACAACGUGAUAAACUAACUAAAGAAAAUGAACAACUAAUUGCUUGUUUGGAGUAUCAGCAGACAAAGUUAGUUGACAAUAAUAUAUAUAUUGAUGAAUUGAAAAAAGAUAUUGAUUAUUUCAAUAAUUUAAAUUUAGUACUUAGAAAUCAUCUAAGUUUCGAAGAAAAUGACUUGAAAAUACUGAAAUCUAUCCAAGAAAAUUUAAAUUUAGGAAAGACUCAAGCAGAAGUCAGUACUUUGAUAAAUAGGGGAGAUGAUAGGACCAUUCAAAAUUAUAUGGGAAUUCUUAAACAAGAAAAAAGUAGUUAUAAACAGGAUAUUUUAAAUUUGUUAGAUGAACAAUUUCAAAAAAGACAACAAAAACACAAUAUACUAUUUUCAACAAAUGAGAAGACUGUAGAUAUUCUGAAUCUACUUAAAGAGUUUCUUAGUAUAAAAGAUCACGAAAAAAGUCAAAUUAUCCAACUUAUUUACUCUGUACUUAAUAAUUUAGAUAAAAAAGGGGAUAUUCAGACUAACAGAGUUUUAGAUAAGAGUACUAUAGAGGCAAAUGUACCAUCUAAAAAGUGCGAAUCUUGGGUAUCAUUCCCUUCUCAUAAAAGAGCAAGCAAUUAUACUCUUGGUAAUCUGGCUGUAUAA
Cryptosporidium muris RN66 is the source of this 1866-nucleotide messenger RNA. RefSeq names its product EF hand family protein. The record is from RefSeq and is a predicted model, not a curated record. Gene Ontology annotation, biological process: endocytosis; endosomal transport. NCBI's taxonomy places the organism in Eukaryota, Apicomplexa, Conoidasida, Eucoccidiorida, Cryptosporidiidae. The coding region runs from base 1 to 1866 and encodes 621 amino acids. The transcript has a single exon. Gene Ontology annotation, cellular component: plasma membrane; cytoplasm. Gene Ontology annotation, molecular function: protein binding; calcium ion binding.